AUGGGGGGCGCUGAUAAUGAAAAGAAAAGCCAGUGCAAACAGUUAUGUCCAAUAAAGAUUCCAUUGAUAGGGCCUCUCAGAGACAUGAUAGCUAGAGAGGUUGGAGACAAGGCCUCCACGGUGAUUGACAUUCUUGAGGGUCUUGUGCCCACGGUAUCCCCUGAGAAUAUGUACAGUGAGCUGGUGGAGGCUUUGACUCCUGUGAUAGACCAAAAGGCCAAGGGAUUGGUAGGAAAAGUCAUGGCAUACAAAAGAAAGAUUUGCAGGGACGGAGACGAAUGUAGAGCAAAGAAUUGCAUUUUUCUGCAUGGACGGGACAAAAGGAAUGGGGAAUGCACAUCCGGGGGUUCUGGAAUGAAAGGGAAGGAAGAGGGUGCAGAUGCUAGCGAUACCACCUCGAAAAGAAGGAAGAUGGCCGAGCCCAAUGAAAACAAUGAGGUGGUGUUUAAUAAGGUAAACGAAUCGAGGCAUAAUCCAGAGGACCUUAAGGCCUAUGCAGCGAGAUUUGGAAGGAUCACCAAUUUCAAGAGACUCAACCCUGAGAAGUACCUUGUUGUUUUUGAAGACCCUGAGUCUGCUAGUGAGCUGGUGAAGUCGUCGGAGCCCGUAUUGGAGGAUCCUGGAAUCAAGAAGUUUUAUAACGUUAUAGACAAUCUUGUCAAGGUCGAGCUUAAAAAGCUGUUUGAGGAGCAGGAGGCCAUUAUAGAUAAGAUGUCCACAGAGUUUUCUGCAGCAUUGCUUGGACAUCUCAGAAACAUAAAUAUCAGGAUAAGAAGCCUAGUCAUGAAGGACAGGUCUAAGGACAACGGAGGGGUAGACAACAAGAGAGGAUUUGACCAAGAGAACAGCCUAUACUAUAACUGCUUUUGA
Molecule: messenger RNA, 870 nt
Organism: Encephalitozoon hellem ATCC 50504
Lineage: Eukaryota; Fungi; Microsporidia; Unikaryonidae
Exons: 1
Coding region: 1-870 (289 amino acids)
Source: RefSeq, a predicted model, not a curated record